GCGGCCCGCCCACUCCCCGGCCCCACGUACUGAUUGACUGACUGAUACAGCCAGACCCCAUGGCGACCCCCAAGAUGGAGGAGAACAACACGCUCGGCCGCCAGCUCUCGGCCGCGAACGAGGAGGCGUGGCUGUCCCUGGGCCGCAUCGCCGAGAUGAUGGGGGACGACGAGAACACGAUGCUCGCCUACGAGAAGGUGCUGUCCCACAACCGCCUGAACGCGACGGCGCUGUUCGCCAUCGGCUGCUGCUACGAGAAGGUGGAGGACUACACCAAGGCCGCCGACUGCUUCCGCGGCCUCGUGUCGCUCAACGAGCAGAACUCGGACGCCUGGGGCCACCUCGGCUACUGCUGCCUCAUGAUGAACGACCUCACGAGCGCGCACACGGCCUACCAGUACGCCAUGUACAACAACCCGAUGAGCCAGAAGGACCCCAACAUGUGGUACGGCAUCGGCCAGCUCUACGAACGCCUCGGCUCGCUCGAGCACGCGCAGGAGUCGUUCGAGGCCGUGCUGCGCUUCGAGCCCAACUUUAACAUGGCCCUGGAGGUCAAGUUCCGCCUCGGAAUCAUCGCCAAGCAGCGCGGCGACUACGAGGGCGCGCUCGAGCGCCUCAAGUCGGUGCUGCACGACGUGCAGGCCAACGUGCAGACCACUGAGAUGGCCAGUGAUAUUUGGACGCAGAUCGGACACGUGUACGAGCUCAAGGACGAGAUUCAGCUCGCCAAGUCGAGCUACCUCAAGGUGGCCGAGCUCAACCCCAACAACGCUAAGCCUCUGCAGCAGCUCGGAUGGCUCUGCCUCAAGCACAGCGAGCACCCGCCCGCUAUCGAUUACCUCAAGAAGGCCGUGACGAUCGACCCGCAGGACGGCAAGGGAUGGUACCUGCUGGGCCGUUGCUACAUGGCCGUGCAGGAGUUCGAGGAGGCCUACGACUCGUACAAGCACGCCGUGACCACGGACUCGCAGAAUCCCAAUGUGUGGUGCUCGCUCGGAGUGCUUUUCUACCAGCUCAACCAACACCUGGAUGCUUUGGACGCGUACUCGCGCGCUAUCAACAUCAACCCCAACAUUUGUGAAGUCUGGUACAACGUCGGCACGCUGUAUGAUACCUGCAACCAGACGAGCGACGCUCGUGACGCCUACCAGAAGGCUGCUGAGCUCGGCGCGGACGCUGGAUUUAUUCGGGAGCGAUUGGAGCUCCUGCGUGUUCGGGAAACGGGCCAAUCUACCAUCGGCAUGGCUGGUGCCAACUCAGCACCAGGUCCUUCGGAGCCGCCCACAACGUCGCCCAUGCCGACGUUCUCGUCGCGUCCGUCGGCUGAGAACCAGUACCAGCAACAUCAGCAGCAACAACAACAGCAACAGCAGCAGCAGGGCGCCCCCGCACAAGGAGGAGCCAUUCCUCAGCCCAACGGCGCUCCGCCUGUAAGCCAGGGAGCUCCGAUGGCUCACAUGCUUCGUGGCGAAGCUCCCAUGAGCAUGAGCAUGGGCGGUGCCCCGACGUCGAACUCGAUGAGUGUCAGCGGCCCGGAAACCAGCAGCGGUAUGGCGCGUGGCAUGCCUGUGGGCAGUGCCGGUAUGAACAUGAUGCGUGGCAUGGGUCGCAGCGCCGCAAUGAAUGGCGGUGGCAUGAUGCCUCGCGGAGUCAUGGGAGGCAUGGUGCCAGGCAUGCAGCACCCGCAGCAGGCCCAGCAGAUGCAGUCGCAGCACCCCCAGGCUCAGGCGCACGCCCAAGCCCAGGCUCAUGCCCACGCUCAAGCUCAGGCACAAGCCGCGCAGGCCCACCACCACGCUCAGAUGCAAGCCCAGAUGCAGGCGCAGCAGCAACAGCAACACGCGCAGGCCGUGCACAUGCAGCAGGAUGGUCGCCGAGGAAUGCCCGGACGGCCGAUCAAGGAAGAGAACAAGGUGGGCGGCAUGCGCUACGCAAUGGACGGUGGCGACCGCAAGAUGCAGGCACCACCGCAACGUCUGGCUGGACUGAACCCCAAGAACCUGGGCGGUCCCGCCGGCGUUCCGCAGGCUGGCCGUCGCGAUCGUUUCCCGAUCCCAAUGGGCGACCCGAAGCAGCACCAGCAUCCGUCGCUGCAGCCGCCUCCUGGCAGACGGUGA
This is a messenger RNA of Phytophthora sojae, 2117 nucleotides long. RefSeq lists its product as hypothetical. Gene Ontology annotation, molecular function: RNA polymerase II cis-regulatory region sequence-specific DNA binding; protein binding; chromatin DNA binding. The coding region runs from base 60 to 2117 and encodes 685 amino acids. Gene Ontology annotation, biological process: regulation of gene expression. Lineage: Eukaryota; Oomycota; Peronosporomycetes; Peronosporales; Peronosporaceae. The record is from RefSeq and is a predicted model, not a curated record. The transcript is spliced from 2 exons.